Messenger RNA from Gongylonema pulchrum, 363 nucleotides. NCBI's taxonomy places the organism in Eukaryota, Metazoa, Nematoda, Chromadorea, Rhabditida, Gongylonematidae. The record is from the annotation of a GenBank genome assembly.
UCUCGAUCGACAGCUGAAAAUGAAAAGUCGGCAACGCUGGCUCGAAAACAGCUGACACGAAAAGUAAAAAGCUCGGCGCAGCAGCUUAUGAGGAAUGGCAUUGUGAGUGCUGUCGAUGGCUACUCAUCUUCAAAGCAAUGCAGCGAUGUGCAGCUAGAAAUAAGCAACACGGAGAGACCGGAAAUCCUGACGUUCAAGGUGUCCGAACCAGCAAAGAAUUCCACAUAUGAGAUGGAGAUGGACUGGCAGAAGCUCACCAAAGCUGGCACCGAACCAAGCAGCACGAUCCGGAUUGCCGACAAAAUGACCGCUAAUGCACACAAACUGGUUGCUUAUAUAAAUCAAACAAUUUAUGCCAAAUAA